Solanum verrucosum is the source of this 2811-nucleotide messenger RNA. RefSeq lists its product as uncharacterized. The transcript has 5 exons. Bases 1 to 2811 code for a protein of 936 amino acids. The record is from RefSeq and is a predicted model, not a curated record. Lineage: Eukaryota; Viridiplantae; Streptophyta; Magnoliopsida; Solanales; Solanaceae.
AUGGUGGUAACAAAAAUAGGAAACCUGACAGCCCAUCUCCCUAACCCCCAUGACAUAGGAAAACCAUACUUGAAUAAUAAUCGCUAUGCUCGCGAGGAAGUUGUUGACUAUUACUACUAUUUGCUUCAACCUGGACACAAACGUAAAAUACUGACAGAUGUAGAAAGGGCAUUGCGAAGGGUGCAAAAAUAUACUGCCUCUACAAAGCCAUCAGAAGUUGGAUAUAUAGAACCAAAGCUGAAGAAGCGGAAAAAAAGUUGGCUACUUCAAGCUUUAUCAGAGGAGAACUAUAAUGAAGGCGAAACAAAUGUGAACUUAUCAACAACAUCAACUCAUAAGUUGCAAAAACAAUUGGAUUGCAUCUAUUGUCAUGCCAUGAGGCUUGAAUAUGAGCCACCAACAUUUUGUUGCGCAAGUGGAUAUAUUCAGUUGGCCCCCGACGAAGUUGGAGAGGACUUAUACAAAUUAUUUACAGAUGAGUCCAAAGAAGCCAUCCUAUUUCGGAAACAUAUUCGAGCGUAUAAUAGCAUCUUUGCUUUUACAUCAUUUGGAGUACAACUCAACAAAGAACUGGCAUCUUCAAGGAAAGGCAUUUACAGCUUUAAGGCGCAAGGACAAAUCUAUCACGACCUACCAUCAUUGAUCCCGAAGGAUGACAGGCCACGUUACUUCCAGCUAUACUUCUAUGAUACAGAUCAUGAAGUCGCCAACAGAAUGUCAAUACUACAAGAUGCUAAUUUAUCCGAGGAAGUCAUGAAAAAAAUCAGGAAAAUAAUGGAGCAAAAUCCAUAUGCAAAAUUUUUUACACAACUAAAGCAUCAUUCAAAUUUUCAGAACUUAGAAAUACGCAUAGCUGCAAAUGCUUCUUUAGAUCAACGGGUGUAUAACAAACCUUCAGUAGAUCAAGUUGCGGCAAUUUGGGUAGACGGAAACAAUCCAAAUAUCUCAUUUGAAAGAGAUAUUGUAGUACACGAACAUUCCGGGAACAAACAUCGAGUAAAACAUUAUUAUGGUUGUUAUGAUCCUCUACAGUAUCCAUUGAUUCUACCAAAUGGUGAAGGAGGUUGGCAUCAAGGAAUAGUGAAAUCUCACAAUCCAAAUAUCACCAUUCCUACAUAUACAACAACAGCUGCCAACAUAUGCCCUCGAUCAUAUGCCAGUGCAACAGAGGUUUUGAACAAUGAAGAACAAGUGGACAUGUACAUAAAAUUGGAAACCACGCGACUUGAAUAUUAUAGAUUCGAACAAUCAAAUUACAGAAGAGAGAUAUUACAAGGUAUCGUUGAUAGUGUUACGGCAGGCGAAUGCAGAGGAGAGAAGGUCGGGCAAAGGGUCUUACUACCAGGGUCAUUCAUUGGAGGCCCGAGGGAUAUGCGACGACGCUAUAUGGAUGCUAUGGCACUGGUACAAGAGUAUGGAAGACCAGAUCUAUUUAUCACCAUGACGUGUAACCCUGAAUGGACAGAGAUUCAAGAACAACUAUGUGCGGGGCAAGUCGCUCAAGAUCGUCCAGAUUUGGUGACUAGAGUGUUUAGGGCAAAAUUGCAGGACCUGAAAGACCAAAUAUUUAAAAAGGAAAUUUUUGGCCCGACAGCAGCACAUGUUUUUGUAGUUGAAUUUCAGAAGAGAGGCCUACCACAUAUACACCUACUACUAAUUUUAAAACAAGGUCAUAAAAUAACAUCAGCAGAUCAGUAUGAUCGAUAUAUUUCGGCAGAGUUGCCUGCUAAGGAUAAGCAGCCAGAAUUACAUGAAUUGGUUAUUAAGCAUAUGAUUCAUGGUCCUUGUGGUAUAAAACGACAAUCAAGUCCAUGUAUGAAGGACGGACAAUGUAAGUUUCACUACCCCCGAGCAUUCAACAACAAAACAAUACAAAGGAGAGAUGGAUAUCCUAUUUACCGAAGAAAAAAUGAUGGGAGGACAAGCGAGGUUCGAGGAAUGAAGAUGAAUAAUCAGUGGGUUGUCCCUUAUAAUCCAUAUUUAUUGAAGAGAUAUAAUUGCCACAUUAAUGUAGAGGUUUGCUCAGGUGUUAAAGCAAUAAAGUACCUGUACAAGUAUAUAUAUAAAGGACAUGAUAAGUGUGCAGUUUACAUUGAGUCAGACGAGGGUGAAAAAUUCAUAGAUGAAAUUCGAAGCUUUCAAGAUGCACGUUGGGUGUCACCACCUGAAGCGAUGUGGAGGAUUUACGAGUUUACUCUAAGCGAAAUGCAACCAGCUGUUAUAAACCUACAACUACAUCUACCCGGUAAACAAGCAGUCUACUAUUGGAAGAAGCAAAAUCUUCAAAAUAUUGCAGGCUCCCAGUUUGUACAACAAACUAUGCUUACUGAGUAUUUCAGGAUGUGCUUGAAUGACACUGACGCUCGCAAUUAUCUAUAUAGAGAAUUCCCCAAGCAUUAUGUUUGGAAUUCCCAAUCUAAAGUUUGGACUAAAAGAAAAUCGCGCUCCGUGAUCGGCAGAAUAAAUGUUGGUAAGUAUUACACUUUGAUAUGUGGCAUUUAUGAGUUAAACAAUAAACUAACUAGGAUGAUCGAAAUCACAGCUAAUCCUAGAGAAGGAGAAAGGUAUUACGAGAGAUUAUUAUUAAAUCAUGUUCGAGGUCCGACAUCAUUUGAAGACUUACUCACUGUUAAUGGAAUACAUUGUCAUACUUUCAAAGAAGCUGCCAAGGAAAGAGGUUUAUUAGAAUCAGAUGAUAGCAUUUCAGAAUGCUUACGCGAGGCUGUAAUCUUUAAGAUGCCUGUAGCUCUUCGAAUGUUGUUUGCGACAAAUUUAGUUCAUUGCAACCCAACAGAUGUAAGAAGACUAUGA